AUGAGUUCGGUGACAGAUGAACAUAAAGUAGAUAAUACGUCUACUUAUGAAGUCCUAGAUGAACACUCAUCGAAUAAAAAUCAUAUAAAAAUAAUAAAUAAUUCUGAAAAUACAAUGAAACCUUAUUCAAAUAAUAAUAUUAAUGAUUUAAUUGAUCAUCUUAUGUGUUUAAUUAAUGAACGUCUUGAUAAUGCUCAACAAUGUAAAAAUAUGUUUUAUAAAAAUUCAAUGCAACUUGCUUUUUAUCAAGUUCUCUCUGAAAUAAAAGAUAAAAUAGCACUUAAUACUCAACAAAUAUCAAAUAUUGAUGAUCAAACAUCUGAACAAUUAAUACGUGUUGAUAAUAUGCUUAUUGCUGAAGGAAUAUUUGAACGAUGUUCAUCAACAAAUUUAUCUUUAACAAAAAAAUUUGAUCAUAAUUAUACAUUUGAUUAUUCAGAUUAUCGAACAAAAUUGGAUCAAAUGCGACAAAUUUAUUAUGUAGAAUUAGAAAAAUAUGAAAAUCAUUGUAAUGAUUUUUGUUCACAUGUUAGAACACUUUUACGUGAACAAUCACAAAUACGACCAAUAAGUGAACAUGAAAUUGAACAUAUGAUAAAAAUAAUAAGAAAAAAAUUUUCAACUAUACAAUUACAACUUAAACAAAGUACAUGUGAAGCUGUUAUGGUUUUACGUUCGAAAUCACUUGAUGCAAGAAGAAAACGACGAAAUUUUAGUAAAUUAGCUACUGAAGUAUUGAAUGCAUAUUUUUAUUCACAUUUAUCAAAUCCGUAUCCAUCCGACGAAGCAAAAGAAGAAUUAGCACGUCAAUGUGGAAUAUCAGUAGCACAAGUUUGUAAUUGGUUUGGCAAUAAACGUAUUCGAUAUAAAAAAAAUAUGCAUAAAACUCAAGAAGAAGCAAACAUCUAUGCAGCUAAAAUAGCUUUACAAGCUGUUCGUCAUAAUCGUGAUAGUUUAUCAAAUGAUUAUUAA
Rotaria sordida is the source of this 972-nucleotide messenger RNA. The record is from the annotation of a GenBank genome assembly. NCBI's taxonomy places the organism in Eukaryota, Metazoa, Rotifera, Eurotatoria, Philodinida, Philodinidae.